AUCGCGCAGCCACCCACCGGUCUCCCUCCCCGCGAGCGACUGGCGGCGAGCCUCUCGCGCUCGUCUCCGUCCCCCUACACACAGGCCAACCCACCUCCUCCACCCAGUGGCCGCGAGCGCGUACCGUCCUACAGCAGCCAUGGCCGUCUCCGAGAGCUCGCGCAACGCGCUCCUGCCCAGCUUCCUGUACGCGGCCCCCGUCGCCGCUGGCUCGACCACCACAACCUCGGCCGCCGCUGGCCUGGGUGGCCGCGGGCUCGUCGCGCCGUCUGGCGCUGCGUCGACGGGGCCCGCGGUGUGGGCGCACUCGCCUAGCGAGCCGGCCCGCAAGAUAGAAAUGUACUCGCCGGCGUUCUACGCGGCGUGCACGGCCGGCGGCAUCGCCAGCUGCGGUCUCACCCACAUGACCGUGACGCCGCUCGAUCUCGUAAAAUGUAACAUGCAGAUCAAUCCAGCCAAGUACAAGAGCAUCUCCUCAGGAUUUGGUGUCCUCUUGAAAGAGCAAGGGGCAAAGGGUUUCUUCAGAGGCUGGGUGCCUACUCUGAUCGGUUACAGUGGUCAAGGCGCGUGCAAGUUUGGCUUCUAUGAGUUCUUCAAGAAGUACUACUCGGAUAUUGCUGGACCUGAGAAUGCGGCCAAGUACAAGACUUUGAUCUAUCUUGCUGGUUCUGCUUCGGCUGAGGUCAUUGCAGAUGUUGCCCUCUGCCCUAUGGAGGCUGUGAAGGUGCGUGUGCAGACACAGCCUGGCUUCGCGAGAGGUUUAUCUGAUGGGCUCCCUAAGUUUGUGAAGGCUGAAGGAUAUGCUGGAUUGUACAAGGGGAUCGUUCCACUCUGGGGCCGUCAAAUUCCAUACACCAUGAUGAAAUUCGCCUCUUUUGAGACGAUCGUUGAGAUGAUCUACAAGUAUGCAAUUCCCGCACCCAAGAGUGAGUGCAGCAAGCCUCUCCAGCUGGGAGUGAGCUUCGCAGGCGGCUAUGUUGCUGGAGUGUUCUGCGCAAUAGUUUCACACCCAGCAGACAACCUUGUUUCGUUUCUCAACAAUGCUCAGGGUGCAACUGUUGGUGAUGCUGUGAAGAAGCUUGGUCUGUGGGGUCUGUUCACGCGUGGACUGCCUCUGCGUAUCGUGAUGAUCGGUACUCUCACCGGAGCACAGUGGGGUAUCUAUGAUGCUUUUAAAGUCAUGGUUGGAUUGCCAACUACUGGUGGAGUUGCUCCAACACCUGCAGCUGCUGGAGAGCAGCUGAAGGGCUGAGGCUCGAUUCUAUUCCUGAUUUCUAACAACAUUUUUUGGCGCCGAACUGGAUGAUGACGAAAUAGCUCAUCCUUUUAAGAGCAGAUGAUUAUUUUCUGGAAUGCUUAGAUGCAACCCUGGUAAUUAGGUUUUCAGAACAGUUUAGGAACAAUGUUCAGCUCAAUAUUGUCCGUUGAAGGAUGGAUUUCCUGGAAACCAUGAGAUCAUUGUCUUUCUUUAUGCGGCAGUUUUUGCAGUAAGAGUUGUACUGGAACCUUGCAUAACACUGUUCAGCUUAACAUAUGUAUUGCUGGUCUGAUUUCUCC
Messenger RNA from Lolium perenne, 1557 nucleotides. Its product is annotated as mitochondrial phosphate carrier protein 3, mitochondrial. Gene Ontology annotation, biological process: mitochondrial phosphate ion transmembrane transport. NCBI's taxonomy places the organism in Eukaryota, Viridiplantae, Streptophyta, Magnoliopsida, Poales, Poaceae. Gene Ontology annotation, molecular function: phosphate transmembrane transporter activity. The record is from RefSeq and is a predicted model, not a curated record. Gene Ontology annotation, cellular component: mitochondrial inner membrane.